AUGGAUCUGUGGACUAAAUCAGUCGCUUGGAUUAUCUCCCAGGUCUUCGUGCUUCUCUCCAGCUCGUGCGGGACAACAGGAGGAGAAGAAGCCUGCGACAGCCCUCUGGUGUCCAAUCUGCCGCCAUCGUCUUUCAGAAGCUCCUCCCAGCUGUCCAGCAGCCACGCGGCCGGCUUCGCCAAACUCAACAGGAGAGAAGGAGCUGGAGGCUGGUCUCCUCUCACCUCAGACAGGUAUCAGUGGCUGGAGGUCGACCUGGGUGAGCGAACCAGGAUCACCGCCGUCGCCACCCAGGGCCGAUACGGCAGCUCUGAUUGGCUGUCGUCGUACCUGCUGAUGUUCAGCGACACGGGACACAACUGGAAGCAGUACAGACAGGAGGACAGCCUCGGGUCUUUUCCAGGAAACAGUAAUGCCGACAGUGUGGUUCAGUAUAAACUGCAGCAGCCGGCGGUCGCUCGCUUCCUCCGCCUCAUCCCUCUGGACUGGAACCUCAGCGGGCGGAUCGGCCUGCGGCUGGAGACCUACGGGUGUCCUUACAGUGGAACUUCAUCCACGGAGCUGCAGCGUCUCGCUUCCCUCGGCAGCCUGUUGGACGAUCAGCACUGGCACCAUGUCGUACUGGAGAGAGGCGGCUCUCACCUCAACCUCACUGUGGACAAACACGCGCAGAGGGUUCAAAUCCCUGCACAGUUCGGCCACUGGGACAUCGGACAGCUGAUUUUUGGGACGGUACCGAGCCUCAGCUCUCAGAAACCAAUCGUCUCCAGGAAGAACUUCCACGGCUGCCUGGAAAACCUGCUGCACAACGGACUCAACUUGAUAGAACGAGCGAAACACAACGACCCACAAGUGACUCUCAUGGGCAAUGUGACCUUUGCUUGUGCUGAGCCAGUUUCCGUCGCCGUGACGUUUCCGGGCCCCCAGAGCUUCCUCCAGUUGCCGGGGGCGCUGGCGUCCACUUCGUCGGGCGUGUCGGUUGAGUUCCAGUUCCGCACGUGGAACAAGGCGGGGCUUCUGCUCACCUUUGACCUCCCUCACCAAGGGGGAGUGGUCUGGCUGCACCUGAGUGACGCCAGACUGCGGCUGCAGGUGCAGAAGGCUGGCAGGGUGCUGCUGGAGCUCAGUGCAGGUUCUGCUCUGAAUGACGGUCAGUGGCACUCAGUGGAGCUCAACUCCAGAGGAGGACGUGUGACCGUCGCUGUGGAUGGAGAGGAAGGAGGCGUCGCUCACGCCAGCCUCUCAUUUCCUGUCACCACAGGAAGUCAUCUCUUCUUUGGGGGUUGUCCGGCUGAAGACGACCGUCAGGAGUGCAGAAACCCCUUCAACGUCUUCCAGGGCUGCAUGCGUCUCUUCAGUCUCCACAACCAGAACGUGGAUCUCAUCGCGGUGCAGCAAAAACAUCUGGGCAACUACAGCAACCUGCACAUCGACAUGUGUGGAAUCAUCGACAGGUGUUCCCCCAGUCGUUGUGAACAUGGCGGCCGCUGCAGUCAGUCCUGGACCAUCUUCCACUGCAACUGUUCGGACAGCGGCUACAGCGGAGCGACCUGCCACAGCUCUGUGUACGAGCAGUCGUGCGAGGCGUACAAACACAACGGCAACACGUCGGGUCAUUUCUACAUCGACGUGGACGGCAGCGGAUCAAUCAAACCACAGCUGGUCUACUGCAACAUGACAGCGGACGACACGUGGAUGGUGAUCCAGCACAACAACACGGACCUGACCAGAGUCCGAGCGUCACCAGGUGUGAACCAACGCCUGAUUCACUUUGACUACUUGACUGGAGAAGAGCAGCUGAUGGCUGCUGUCAGCCAAUCAGAGCACUGUGAACAGGAAGUGUCCUACCACUGCAGGAAGUCCCGCCUCCUCAACACUCCAGAGGGCUCUCCGUUCAGCUGGUGMCUCGGUGGUCCAGGCCCCGGUCAUCUGCAGACGUACUGGGGCGGAGCUCAGCCAGGCAGCCGACAGUGCGCCUGCGGCCUGCAGGGCGACUGUGUGGACCCCCAACACUACUGCAACUGUGACGCAGACGGCCUGGACUGGGCUGAAGACUCGGGCCUGCUCACCCAUAAGGAGAGCCUCCCCGUCAGGUCUCUGGUGCUGGGUGACAUCCAGAGGCCGGGGUCAGAGGCCGCCUACAGGGUGGGACCGCUCCGUUGUCAUGGAGACAAGAACUUGUGGAACGCCGCCUUUUUCGACAAGGAGACGUCGUACCUCCACUUUCCCACCUUCCACGGAGAGCUGAGCGCGGACAUCUCCUUCCUGUUUAAAACCACGGCCUCCUCGGGUGUGUUCCUGGAAAACCUGGGCAUCAAAGACUUCAUCCGCAUCGAGCUGAGCUCCUCCACUCAGGUGCUUUUCUCCUUCGAUGUCGGUAACGGUCCACUGGAAGUCCGCGUGGAAGCGAAGGCCCCACUGAACGACAACAGGUGGCAUCGAGUCCGAGCCGAGCGGAACAUCAAGGAGGCGUCGCUUCGGUUGGAUGAACUUCCUGCUGCCACUCAGGAGGCGCCUGCUGACGGACACUUCCACCUGCAGCUCAACAGCCAGCUGUUCAUAGGAGGCACAGCGUCCAGACAGAAGGGCUUCCGGGGCUGUAUUCGCUCUCUGCAGCUGAACGGCGUCACCCUGGACCUGGAGGAGAGGGCGAAGAUCACACCCGGGGUUCGACCCGGCUGCCCGGGUCACUGCAGCAGCUACGGCUCGCUCUGCCAGAACCAGGGCCGCUGCGUGGAGAGAGCCAACGGCUUCCACUGUGACUGUGGCCUGUCAGCGUACACCGGGGUCUUCUGCCACACAGAGGUGUCGGCCACCUUCGAGUCCACGACGUCCGUCAGCUACACCUUCAAGGAGCCGUACGAGUUGAUGAGGAACAGCAGCGCCCUGCCGUCCUCCAUCUACUCCGACAUGACGCUGAGAGGAGAGAACGUCUCGCUGAGCUUCAGGACCAAUCAGAGUCCAGCUCUGCUGCUCUACGUCUCCUCGUAUUACAGAGAGUACCUGGCCCUACUCAUCAACAAGCACGAUAAGCUGGAGGUGAGGUAUAAACUGGACAGCAGCAGAGAAGCAGAAGUGCUGAGGAGCAGAGUGAAGAGUUUGGCCAACGGACAAUUACACACUGUUACUGUCAGGAGACUGAGCAACUCUGUGUCUGUGCAGAUCAACCAAAACACCAGAGAGGACUUCAACCUGUCGUCUGACGGAGAGUUCAACGCCAUCAAGUCUCUGGUGCUGGGCAGAGUGCACGACUCUGACGAGUUGGAUCCAGAGCUGUCCAGGCUGGCGUCUCUGGGUUUCAGCGGCUGUCUCUCAGUGCUCAGCUUUAACUCCAUCAGUCCUCUGAAAGCCGCCGUGCUCCACCCGGACACCAGCCCCGUCAUCAUCAGCGGACCUUUACUCCGCUCCAGCUGCGGUUCCUCGGCUUCGGCCAAUCCCUACGCAGCGGAGAACAAACACCACCUCGCCACAGACCUUGGUUCAGUGGGUUCAGGUCAACCUUUAGUAAAUGCCAUGAGGACCGACUCGGCUCUGAUUGGAGGUGUGAUAGCGGUGGUGAUCUUUGUGAUCGUGGCCGCCCUGGCGAUAACGGGCAGAUUCCUCUACCGGAGGAAAGAGACGUAUCGAAACCAGGAAGUGAAGGGGGUCAAACGGGAGGACAGCCCAGAUUUUCCUUUCAACAACCAGACUGACUCCCAGAACGUCUGCAGUGAAAACCGAAAGGAGUAUUUCAUUUAGCCGGAGCCGACCUGAUGAACCGGUGGUUUUCGGAGCUGAGGUGCAGACGCCUCAGAACCUCUCGCUGCACUCAGAGCCACUGGAGACUUCUUUCACAGAAGUUGCUCUGCAGCAUGUGGAGGCAGAAACUGGACAAUUUGCACACGGUGUUGUUUUUCUGUUCCUUUUUCUGUACAUUGUGAAAACUGAUGCAAACGGGAAACAGUGUUGGACUUUAAAAAAGGUGUCGAUGUCCGUGUUUCAUCUGUAAAUAUUCAGAAAUGUAAAUGCUGAGUUCACGUCUUUGUAACAAUCUCUGGCUAACGUCACUUUGUCAUAUUGAAACGUUGAAAAUCGUGGAGGUGUCAGUAUUUUUAUGGUGUUUGGGAAAAGUGUUUUUUUUUUUUCUUUUUCUUGCAGAGGUCAAGACAAACUCUUUUACAUCAUCACUUUCUGAACUCUGGGGAUAUUUUAGGUCUUCAACUUUUAGGAUUUGUCUUUCUCACCUUCAGUCCACUUAUUUGUCAUUUUCAACCCUUCCUUCUCUUGGAGGAUUUCAGUUCUACCACAGUUACUCCCGUUUCUGCAGAAGCAGCUGUGCAGAUAUCUGAAGCUCGGUUUGACUGAAGCACAUCAAAGUUGCUUCUCUUAUGUAAAUUUCCAUUUGAAGGACUCCAGCUGGUUUCUCCUGCAGAAACUUCCCCACAGUACGACUUCUUAGCUUCACGUUUCAAGUGAUUCAGACAACGUUGCUCCAGUCAAACUAGAUUCCCACUCGAUUCCUUUAUGAAACGUGUUUGACUGUGAAGUCAACGGGUUGAGAUAUCAGAGGUGGACUGACGUGGGCAUUCAGUUUGUUCUUUCCUUCUUUCUUUUCCGACCACAAAAAGCCAUUAUAUCUUUUUCUUUUUCUCUCUCCUCCCUGCCGCCGGCCGCCCGCUGGAAGCUUCCUCUCCCAGCUCUCUGAGCAGCAAAGCUUUUAACACUGACGGCAGCACAGGCUCUGUAACACCGGGCCUGUCUGUCACCUCGCUCGCUGCACGCACAGACGGUUUUUUCAAAUGCUAAUCUGCUUCGCUCUGACAGGUGGAUUGUGAAAAGCAGCGAGUUGAUCAGAAUGAGGCGGUGAGAUAAUCCAGGAGGCGUCAGGCAGACAUGUAAUGAAAACACAUUCUGAUAUUAGCACUGGAAACGACGCCGCGUGUGUUAAUUCAGCUCAUGUGUAAAGAGGAGCUGCCGAUGGAGGGAAGCUGAGAAGCAGAAAGAGGAUCGACAGCAGCUGUUAAACAAAUAUACACCACCGUCUCUCUCCGCCAGGCCCCAAAGCACUGAUGGGAUUUUAAUGAGAUAAGUUGCUAAAACUUUAAAGUGCAUUUUUAAUGGUUUCACACACACAUGAGAUUUUACACCACAGACAACAGCGCUAUGUAAAGAUCUGGUGGAGCAGAGACGUCUGUCUGGUCACACAAGCAUGAGCAGAGUGUUCAGAUGAAAGUGAAACAACUUUGUCUGAUAAAGAUAAAACCAGAAUCCAACGAGCUGCUGAAGUUCUGCAGCUUGGCUCUGAUCAAGUUUCUCCUCUGGUGGCUGUUCAUCGGUGGCCGGCUGGGACUGCGGAGAACAAGGCAAGCGGUGACGUUGUGGCUGAAGAAAGGCCAGAGUUGGUUUUGGGCUGAGAGAAUAUCCAAUAUAUUUAUAAACCUUUAAUAAUAAGAUUCGUCAUCUCCCACAGACCAGGUCUCUACAGCAGUGACGAAUCUUUGUCGUGAAAGCAUCUGAUGUUUGUCCGUCAGUUUAUUCUGGACUGAAAUAUCUUAAUACUCUAGCGUUUCAGUUUUCUUUUUACUGCUGAUUAUGAAAUUGUGUACGAAAUGAUCCACGGAUACAAAACUGACCGUUCACCUUCAAUCACCAUGUUGAACUUGCGACCAUAUACCGUAAGUUAGCAUGCUAACUUGGUAAACCUGCUAGGAAACAACAUGCGGUAGCUCAUCUCGCCACAGGAGCAGUUAGCAUUGAUGUGAUCAUCACAUGAUUGAGCCCAAAGAUUCAUUUAAACCAUGAAUAAUUAAACAGAAAAUUCAUUUACUAUCAGUCGAGCUGCUCCACUGUAUCUUUACAUUGUUUAACUUAAAAUAUCAAGAAUGACGAUUUUGCUGGAGGUUUCAUCUUCUCACGGUUUCUUGUCAGUGUCGCUAUAAUAAUGUGAUGGUACAUAAUGUUGGUGAAUAUCAGUGAUGUCAGUGAGUGAAACACCAUAAAAAAAUAUAUAUAUCCAGGAGAUUCAAACCAUUUUCUGGUUGUUUGGUUACAAACUAA
Messenger RNA from Paralichthys olivaceus (Japanese flounder), 6036 nucleotides. The record is from RefSeq and is a predicted model, not a curated record. NCBI's taxonomy places the organism in Eukaryota, Metazoa, Chordata, Actinopteri, Pleuronectiformes, Paralichthyidae.